This is a messenger RNA of Drosophila ficusphila, 854 nucleotides long. It is a transcript of the gene Bka, whose product is annotated as rRNA-processing protein FCF1 homolog. The transcript has 3 exons. Lineage: Eukaryota; Metazoa; Arthropoda; Insecta; Diptera; Drosophilidae. Bases 112 to 714 code for a protein of 200 amino acids. The record is from RefSeq and is a predicted model, not a curated record. Gene Ontology annotation, cellular component: small-subunit processome; nucleolus.
UUCAAUCGAUAGGUUACCACACUCAUCGCUGUUCAAACAGCUGAUCACCAAAAUAAUUUCCGCACGUGUAUUUUUUUAAUUGUUUACAUUUUUAAAGAAUUACACCUUAUAAUGGGAAAGCACAAGAAAACGCAGAAGGUGAAGAAACAGCGGAAUGCGCAGCUGAAGCGCCUGAUGAAGCCCACGGACUCCCGCAUUAAGGAACAGAUUCGAGUUAAAAGGAAGAAACCCGAGGAUCCGCACAAGAUUAAGGUGAACCAGGUCACCCAGCAGAGUUCCGCCCUCUUCUUCCAGUACAACACGCAGCUGGGACCCCCCUACCACAUUGUCCUGGAUACGAACUUCAUAAACUUUAGUAUCAAGAAUAAACUGGACAUUGUGCAAGGAAUGAUGGACUGCCUGUACGCCAAGUGCAUACCCUAUAUCUCUGACUGCGUGCGCGCCGAGUUAGAAAAGCUCGGCAACAAGUACAAACUGGCCCUGCGCAUCAUCUCCGAUCCCAGAUUCGAGCGCCUGCCCUGCCUCCACAAGGGCACCUAUGCGGACGACUGCCUGGUAGAACGGGUGCGCCAGCACAAGUGUUACAUCGUGGCCACCAACGACAAGGACCUGAAGAACCGAAUCCGAAAGAUUCCCGGUGUGCCCAUCAUGUACGUGGCAGCUCACAAGUACGCGAUCGAACGGAUGCCGGAGGCCUACGGAGUUAAGGCGUAAUUAAAAGCCUGGACCAACUCGCUUAAUAUUGGACCACCAGGAAAAUAUAGAACAAUCCGUAGUUAAUGAACAGUAUUGCUGUUGAUCAUAAGAAUGGAUACACAUCUCUAAACCCAAAGUAAUAAAGCAAAUUAUAUUUA